AUGAAAAACCACAAUGGAAAAAUUCAUUGCCGUUUCGAUUUCCCCAAACCUUUUCAAGAAACAACAUCACUGGUUGACGACGAAAAACCAAAAUUAAGACGUCGGUAUGAUUCCAGACUGGAUCAGCAGAGCCCUGAAUUUUCUCACGAACUAGCUGUCUACCGAAAAGACAAGUCUGGUAGAAGAAUAACCAGAGACAACCGCCACGUGGCUCCUUACAAUGCAUAUUUGCUGAAACUUUUCAAUUGCCACAUAAACGUUGAAUUUGUUGGAAGCAUUAGAGCAGUGAAAUAUUUAUACAAAUAUAUUUACAAAGGACAUGACUGCGCCUAUAUUAAAAUUGUGGAGGAGCAAAAAAGAAUAAAUUAUAAUGAACCAGACACAUACAUUGAAGGGCGGUGCAUCACACCACCGAAGGCUUGCUGGCGUUUAUCUGGAAAUGAACUCCAAAAGAAGAGCCAUGUAGUGCAACGUCUUGACAUACAUCUUCCUGGUCACUACCGAAUGUCAGACAUUGUGAAUGUGCAGGAAGAUCUGGCGGAUACUGGCAUUAAGGGAUCCACAUUGGAGUCUUAUUUCAAAACCAAUGCUACCAAGAAGCAAAAAGAAGAAGCUAACCGUCUUGCUGGAAAAGAUGAAGAAAUUUUUUACCAUUUUUAUUGGCAGAUGCCCGAGCAUUUUAAAUGGAUAGGAAGGCAAAGUGAAUGGGUUGAGAGGCUUCGACAAAUCAAUGUUAUUGGUCGUAUCCACAGCGUUAAUUUUGUUGCCCAGCCAGAAUUAUACCAUCUCAGGAUGCUUCUGUACCAUGUCAAUGAUCCUGCAAGUUUUGACGACCUUCUUAAAUUUAAUGGUAUCAGAUAUGCCACGUUCAAGCAAGCGUGUCUGGCUCGAGGGCUUGCCUAUGAUGACCAACAGUGGAUAGAUGGUCUGCAGGAAUCGGCUAUGUCAAAAACGCCUAGAGCCAUGAGAACACUAUUUACACAGAUUUUAAUAUUUGGAUCUCCAGAAAAUCCAAAAAGACUUUGGGAAAUGUUCAAAGCAGAUCUGGCUGAAGAUUUUCUUCUAGAAAUAGGACGCACAGGUGGCCGAGUGGAAGACGCGAUAAAUAAUACCUAUCGAAUUAUCGCCUCCAAAUUAAAUACCGAAGCCACAGAAGGCAGAGAUUUUCAGUACUGGGUCAACACCUUUGGCAUGGACAACAUUGACUUUGUCAAUAACCAUUUAAAUAUGGAUAUGCUUAACAACGACUGCUUAAUACUGGAAGGGGAACGGUUGUAUGGACUCCUGAAAUGGAAACAGCUUGACAUAGUGAAUACCAUUCUCGAUGCUGUCACAAGUCAUAACUCUGGACCAAGAUGUUUUUUUAUUGAUGGACCUGGAGGUACUGGAAAAACGUGUGUGUACAAGACUAUUUAUCACAUUCUACUGGGUCGAAAUUUCAAUGUGAAAUGUAUGGCAUUUACAGGAAUAGCAUCAAUUCUUUUGCCUAAUGGACGCACCUCACACAAAACAUUUGGCCUCAGUGUGCCCCUAACACCUGAAUCAGUUUCAAACAUAAAGCUAGGAUCAAUGAAAGCUGCUCAGUUAGCGGAAGUUGAUGUAUUUUUAAUGGAUGAGGCCCCUAUGCUGCCAAAAUACGGACUUUCUACCAUAGACCAGCUACUAAGAGCAAUCGGCAAUUCAAAAGAGCCUUUUGGAGGAAAAACAAUAGUUUUGGGGGGCGACUUCCGGCAAUGUCUUCCAAUUCAGCCACGAGCUAACAGAAGUGAGCUUUUAGACGUAUCCCUUAAAAAGAGUGACUUAUGGAGACAUUUUAAAAUAUCUCGAUUAACCAGAAAUAUGAGAGUUGAUGAAGAAGAGACGGAUUUUGCCGAGUUUCUUUUAAGGAUUGGAGACGGUGAAGUGCCAUUGAAUGAUAUGGGUGAAAUAGCGUUGCCACAAGAUGUCAUCUCAAAAACCAACAUUAUUGACGAAGUUUAUGGGGAUUGUUUGGCAGAUAAAAGUUACGAAAACAUGAAAGACAGGGCAAUUUUGGCUCCCCUAAACAAAGAUGUCAAUUUAAUCAAUUGUGAGCUUAUAGACAGAUUACCUGGAGAGGAAAAAGUCUAUUUUAGCUUUGAUUCAAUCAAGGAUAUGUCAGAAGGUACACUUCAAUUUACCACAGAAUUUUUAAAUUCCAUAGACAUCGCUGAUUUGCCUCCACACAAACUAAAACUAAAAAAACACACAAUUAUCAUGCUACUUAGGAACUUGGAUGUUUCAGAAGGACUCUGUAAUGGGACGAGGCUCAUUGUCACUGAACUGUGUAACAACAUAAUUAUUGCUAAGAUUCUAACUGGCGAACAUUUUGGAAAGGCAGUUCACAUUCCCAGAAUCACUCUAGAUUCCAGUAAGGGGAAACUUGGAUGCACAAUGCAGCGCCAUCAAUUUCCUGUGACCCCUGCUUUCGCCAUGACAGUCCACAAAUCACAAGGUCAAACAUUUCAGUUUGUUGGAGUUGAUCUCAGGGUCCCAGUCUUUAUGCAUGGUAUGCUGUAUGUGGCCUUUUCAAGACCUGUUUGUACCGGAGAAUUGAUGUACUGGAUAGCAACUGGUAGUGGGAAGCAGAGAUUUCUUUUGCCUUCUUAG
Biomphalaria glabrata is the source of this 2628-nucleotide messenger RNA. RefSeq lists its product as uncharacterized. The coding region runs from base 1 to 2628 and encodes 875 amino acids. Gene Ontology annotation, biological process: DNA repair; telomere maintenance. Lineage: Eukaryota; Metazoa; Mollusca; Gastropoda; Planorbidae. The record is from RefSeq and is a predicted model, not a curated record. The transcript has 3 exons. Gene Ontology annotation, molecular function: DNA helicase activity.